AAUCGUUUGCCCUCUCUCGCUCUCUCUCUCCCCACUGUUCAGUCUCUCCGGCUGUCGUGAGAGGAUGAGGCCCCAGAUCGUGCUGUUUGGAGAUUCGAUAACGCAACAGUCGUUUAGAUCAGGUGGAUGGGGAGCUGCUCUUGCUGACACUUACUCUCGCAAGGCCGAUAUAGUCAAUCGUGGGUAUGGUGGAUACAAUACCAGAUGGGCUUUGUUCUUGCUGCAUCAUCUUUUCCCUUUGGACUCUACAAAACCUCCUGUUGCUGCAACAGUUUUCUUUGGGGCUAAUGAUGCAGCUCUUUUGGGGAGAUCGAGCGAACGACAACAUGUUCCUAUUGAAGAGUACAAGGAGAAUCUCAGAAAAAUUGUUCGUCAUUUGAAGGAAUGCUCCCCCACUGUGCUAGUUGUGCUGAUCACUCCACCACCAGUUGAUGAGGCUGGGCGUAAAGAAUAUGCUCAAUCUGUAUAUGGAGAGAAAGCUGAUGAACUGCCUGAAAGGACAAACGAAGUGACAAGACUAUAUGCCGAGCAGUGCAUUGAGCUGGCAAAGGAAAUGGGUCUCUGCUCUGUUGAUCUAUGGUCAAAAAUGCAGGAAAGAGAGGGUUGGCAGAAGAAAUUCCUAAGUGAUGGGUUGCAUCUGACACCAGAAGGCAAUGCAGUAGUACACCAAGAAGUUGUAAGAGUUUUCAAUGAAGCAUGGCUUUCUGCGCCAGAAAUGUCAUACGACUUUCCUCACCACUCGCAAAUCGAUGGAAAGGAUCCGGAGAAAGCGUUCCAGCAACGAUGCUUAUGAUCUUGUUGCCUCCGACACCUAUAUUUGCUUUUGUCAUACUCCGUUCAAAGUUGGAUUCUUGCAUUAACUCCCCUCCCCCCAAAUCCAAAAAAAGGUUACGGUGGUUUCUUGAUUUUCCUCCCAAAUAAUUAAGCAUAUUGCUCCUUUUGGUGAUUGAUUUAUGGAGAAUUAUUAGUUAUUUUUGCUA
Messenger RNA from Carya illinoinensis, 980 nucleotides. Its product is annotated as GDSL esterase/lipase At5g62930. The record is from RefSeq and is a predicted model, not a curated record. Gene Ontology annotation, molecular function: hydrolase activity, acting on ester bonds. The transcript is spliced from 6 exons. Lineage: Eukaryota; Viridiplantae; Streptophyta; Magnoliopsida; Fagales; Juglandaceae. The coding region runs from base 65 to 793 and encodes 242 amino acids.